Neolamprologus brichardi is the source of this 2927-nucleotide messenger RNA. RefSeq names its product tyrosine-protein kinase STYK1. Gene Ontology annotation, biological process: cell surface receptor protein tyrosine kinase signaling pathway; multicellular organism development; positive regulation of kinase activity. Lineage: Eukaryota; Metazoa; Chordata; Actinopteri; Cichliformes; Cichlidae. Gene Ontology annotation, molecular function: transmembrane receptor protein tyrosine kinase activity; ATP binding. The record is from RefSeq and is a predicted model, not a curated record. Gene Ontology annotation, cellular component: signaling receptor complex; plasma membrane.
CAGAGCCGAGCCUGUAUUCCGAAAAGCCGCUGAUAACAGCUGCGUUAUUAUGAUUUAUUUUCUCUUUUUUUCCCACUGCUGUUAAUCUUUAUAUUAUAAGGUCUGUAAAUGUUUGUUCACCCGCACAAUAGAGCCUCUGGUGUCAGAUUCUCCCACAUUUGAGAAAUGCGACCUGCUCCUAAUGGACGUGGACACAAAAUGUAGCAAUGACACCUCUCUCUGUCCAUCCUAUGAAGAGUCAUCAGGCACACUUGCCCUCAUUAUAAUCCCUUCCCUGUUGGCUCUGAGCACGGUGUUAGUGGUGGCUCUGAUUUUUUAUGCUCUAUGUAAAAAUAAAGAACGACGACACAGGACUUCACCUCAUUUUAAAAAUGGCCAGCAGAUUGUAUCCCUGUCUACAGCUUCUGUAGGUCCUCCAAAGGUCCCGGCAGCUUUAGAUCCCUGGGAAAUCCCAGAAGAGUGUGUUCUUGAGGGACUAGAGUUUUGGCAGACUGGUUGCUAUGGCCCCAUUUGUAAAGGUCUGCUGAAGGAGAAAGGUGGAGCCUCCUCUGUCGUGGUGGUUAAGUGCCUUCGAGAUGCCUCUGGCAAGCCUGAAGCUAAAGAAUUUGUUGAGUGGCUCCUCUUCUGUGCUUCAGUGUGUAAACAUGAAAAUGUGGUGCAGAUGCUGCACUGUCAGACCAAACGUCUACCCAUGUACCUGGUUUUAGAUGCCCACAACCCAGGGAAUCUCCUUCACUUCCUCUGGACACUUAGAAAUAACAAUUUAAGCACUGCAGAUCCCUCGCAAAACUUCUCUGAGAGGUCAGUGUUUCUGGUGGCAAAACAGAUUGCAGCUGGCCUGGAUUACCUGAUGUCAGAGCACAGGCUGGUGCAUGGUGAUGUUGCUGCCAGAAACAUCUUAAUUGGCCCAGGCCUCUCGGCUCGAGUAUCUGGCCUGGGCGUGGCAUUUGAAGGACGCAAAAUGGAUUCAGCAAUUAGACAAAGGGCAGCAAAGGUGCCAUUGAAAUGGCAGGCUCCAGAGCGGAUUAUGAUGCUGCUCAGCAUCGACAGAAGCGACGUGUGGUCAUUUGGAAUCCUACUAUAUGAACUGAUCACUUUAGGAUCCCCUCCAUACCCUGAGCUGGAGCCUUCAACAGUGCUUCCAAAGCUGCAGGCGUCUUAUCGAAUGAAGAGACCAAAGAACUGCGGUGGACUUUUGUAUGACCUGAUGAAGUACUGUUGGAUGUGGAGCUUCAAAGAGCGACCGGCAUUUUCAGCCAUCAUCAAGCUGUUUGAGUCCUCGCUGCACAUUGCUAAUACAACGCCGAUUUAUAUUUCUGAGGUCGUUGACAUAACUGAAUAUAAGAGAAUGGCAGGACUGAUCGAAUAGACCUACGCUCAUCCGCCACUUUCUUGGGUAUACUUGUUGUUGGGGGCACAACAACAGGUGCUGGUUGAUGCAGUUAUUGAAUCAGCUAAUCACAUGGUAGCAACUCAUUAAAUUUAGGCAUAUAAGAAAUGGUGAAAAGUCUUUCUGAAAUUCAGACCAGAAGAAGAAUCAGAAGAAACUAUCACAUUUUGACUUUAAACAUGAUGUGAUUGCCAGAUGAGCUGGUUUGAGUGUUUUACUAGGAUUUUACUAUUUUACUAGAAAAAUAAAGAUACCCAGUGGGGGUGAAAAUGCCUUACUGAUGACAAAGGCCAGAGGACAGGUUGCUUUGAGAUGAUAAGAAUACAGCAGUAACUCAAAUAAACUAUAAAUAAGCCAAGGAAUGCUGUGAAGGCACAAUACACCAAACCCUGGAGUCAAUGAGCUGUAGCAGCAGAAGACCACACCAGAUGCCACUCCUGUCAGCUCAGGAAACUGAGGCUACAUUUCACACAGUCUCUCCAAAGGUGUACAACAAAAGAUGGAAAACUGUUGCCUGUUUGAUAAGUGUCAGUUUUUGCUACAAAAUUUAAAUGGUAGGGUCAGAAGUUAGUAAAAAAACCCUCUAAAGUGUCUUGUAUCACCUCGAUAGCCUGCUGGUGAUGUAAUGGUGUCGGGCGUAUUUUCUUGGAACCCUUUUUGCUUCUUAGUACCAGCUGAGCAUCAUUUAAAGGCCACCUGAGUAUUGUUGCUAACCAUGUCGAUCCCUCUAUGACUACAUUGUGCUUGUCUUCUAAUGGCUGCAAUGCUGAAAACCUCAAGUCAUCUCAAAAAUGUUGUUUUUGAACUUGACAAUGAGUUCUCUGUAUUCUAGUGGCCCCCAGUGGCCACUAACUCUAAAACCAGUAGAACCCCUUUGGGACGUGAUGGCCCAGAAAAGCAUCAUACAUGUGCAGCCAGAAAAUCUGCAGCAACUGUGUGAUGCCAUCAUAUCAAUAUUGACCAGAAUCUCUGAGGAAUGUUUCCGGCACCUUGCUGAAUCUAUGUCAUGAAGAAUUCUGAAGGCAAAAGGGUAAAUUGUCCAGUGAGUGUAUGGUAAAUAUGUCAGUAACAUUCACAUUAGAGAUCAAUCACGAUUUAUUAAUAACCGUGUAUGGGUUUAGUUGAGACGUUGAUAGCAAUCCGACAUGUUAAAAGUGACUACAGGAGUUCUAACAUUUCCAGUUCAGUAAAAAUAAUGAAUCAAGACAAUAAUUCCAAGUAUUAUUUUUUUUAUUAAUACAGCCUUGUUGUCAAAUUGUACAGAUCUAAAAGCACAGAUUUUAGUAAUACUUGAGAACUUUUCCACUAUCUUUGGGCAAAGUACAGUUUUUGUAUCUAUAAUGCUCUUGGCAUGCAGACAUUACUGUGACUUUACAGUUUCAAAACCAGAAACACCCAAACAGAAAAGCUGAAUCCACCAAUGAAUGACAAGUAUAUCUGCGCUCAGUUCACUGUCGAUUUUAAUCGUAACACUGGUUAUCGUAAACCAUGUCGAGAAUGAACUACAGUGAUUUUAAAUCAUAACUGAAUCAGAAAA